UCGUCUUCACCGUCUCGGGAAACCCUAGUUCGUCAGUUGUAAACAGGUAGAGUUUUAGCCUUUUAGGUAACAUUUGGUGGCCAAUGGCUCCUUCGAAAGUUGAAUCCACAAAAAAGACUGACCCAAAAGCCCAGGCCCAAAAGGCUGCCAAGACAGUGAAAUCAGGUGGAGGGACUUUUAAGAAGAAAGCCAAGAAAAUACGAACAUCAGUUACAUUUCACCGGCCAAGGACACUGAAGAAGGAAAGAAGUCCCAAGUACCCUCGCAUUAGUGCCCCUCCCAGGAACAAGCUUGACCAGUACCAGAUCCUCAAAUAUCCCCUCACAACUGAGUCUGCAAUGAAGAAAAUUGAAGACAACAACACUCUUGUCUUCAUUGUUGACAUCCGUGCUGACAAAAAGAAGAUAAAGGAUGCAAUGAAGAAAAUGUAUGACAUUCAGACCAAGAAAGUGAAUACCUUGAUCAGGCCUGAUGGGACAAAGAAAGCAUAUGUUAGGUUGACGCCAGAUUAUGAUGCUUUGGAUGUGGCAAACAAGAUUGGUAUUAUUUAAAAUAGUAACCAACCUUUCUAGAUUCAAAUUAUGUCUUUGCUUGAAGUAUUUUAUAUUUUAAUUACAAUGUUGGUUGAGAACCUUGAUCGGAGAGAUGAGGCUAUAAUUACAUAAAUGGGUUUUGAUUGAGUUGCAUUUUAGCUGGA
Vitis riparia (riverbank grape) is the source of this 697-nucleotide messenger RNA. Its product is annotated as 60S ribosomal protein L23a-like. The record is from RefSeq and is a predicted model, not a curated record. Bases 84 to 551 code for a protein of 155 amino acids. Gene Ontology annotation, cellular component: cytosolic large ribosomal subunit; ribosome. The transcript is spliced from 4 exons. Gene Ontology annotation, molecular function: rRNA binding; structural constituent of ribosome. Gene Ontology annotation, biological process: translation; ribosomal large subunit assembly. Lineage: Eukaryota; Viridiplantae; Streptophyta; Magnoliopsida; Vitales; Vitaceae.